AUGAGUACUUACGAGGCUUCCGCUGGAUUCUAUCGGGGAACAACCAAAUCAUAUGAAAUACCCGUGGAUCACCUGGACUAUAAAUUCAUUGAGAAGUGCACAGAUGUGAAACACCUUGAAAAGAUUUUGAGCAUUCUCAGUCCUGAGAUUAUAAAUUUUUUGACUGACAUCAAGCUUAAAGAACAACAGAAAUCUGUCUUGGAGAAAAUCGUGGACAACCUGCCCCCUAUUCGCAGUGUCUCCAGUAACCCCACACCUAAUAAGCCCAGAGGAAGAGAACAUCGUGCUGGCAACUCUAAAGUGCCCCGAGAGUACGGGGACUGGGAUAGGCUUGAUAUUGAAAAAGAACUAUCAAAAAUUGAUGAGACUGCUGAGAAAAGUGACCAGUCCAAGACUGUAAUAAAUACAACAGCUGCAGCAAUAAAGAAAUCAAUAGAUGUGCCAGGGCUGAGCAUGGAGCAGAAGAGUCUUCUUGCACAAAGAGAGAAGGAGAAAGGAAAUGAGGCCUUUAGAAGUGGAGACUAUGAGGAGGCCAUAUCAUAUUACAGCAGGAGCUUAUCUGUGUUACCCUCCACAGCCGCUUAUAAUAACAGAGCACAAGCUGAGAUUAAACUGAAGAACUGGCAGAAUGCUUUCAAUGACUGUGAGCGAGUACUGGAUUUAGAGCCCAACAACAUGAAAGCUCUCUUGCGUCGGGCUACGGUCAACAAAAACCUCCAUAAUUAUCAGGCUGCCUUAAAUGAUCUGAAGACUGUCUUACAUCAGGAACCAGACAACCCCCUAGCGAAGAAAGCUCUGUGUGAAGUUGAAGAGCUGCUGCACAAAGAGGAAGAAGAAAAAACAAAGAAAGGACGAAGAAUCAUCAUUGAGGAUGUGGAUGUUUCGGAGGAGGAUCAAGAGAAUCCAAUUGUCGGGAAAGAAGCCGGUGUGACAGUGGGAGGAGAGACUGCAGGCGAGCUGACUGAAAUGGGGAAUGCUCAGAAAAAGUUUCCUAAGAGACCCUUUGAAAAGAAGGAGGAGGCCGAUCAGACCCCCAAGCACAACAGAGCCAACAAUCAGAAUGGAGUGAAGAGUGACAACGGCAACGUACGGGCAAACAAUCCCUCCGAGCAGAAGACGAAGCCUGGACAGAGCAGCACGCAAGCCCCUGCGGGUGAGGUCACAUCCCGGACUGGCAACCAGGAAGCUAAGCUGUCAACCGAGACCCUUUCGCCAUCAGCAAGGAUGAAAGCUGAAGGCAACCAGCUUUUUAAGAAUGGCCAGUUCGGGGAGGCUGCGAUCAAAUACUCCGAGGCGAUUGAAAAUAUCAAGAACACAGGAGCUGAGGACGCCGAGGAGCUGGGGAUCUUGUACUCAAACAGAGCCGCCUGUCACCUCAAGGAUGGAAACAGCUUACAGUGCAUUGAAGACUGCAACAAGGCCCUGGAACUCCAGCCGUUCUCCAUCAAGCCCCUGUUAAGAAGAGCGAUGGCAUAUGAGUCCCUUGAGCGGUAUAGACAGGCGUACGUGGACUAUAAGGUAGCACUUCAGAUAGACAGCGGGACACAGUUGGCCAAUGACAGUAUCAACAGAAUUACGAAAACGUUAAUCGAUUUGGAUGGGCCCAGCUGGAGAGAGAAGCUGCCACCAAUUCCAUCAGUGCCUGUGGCCACCCAGAUUCAAAUGCAAGAGAAAGCCACAGCCAAUGCAAAGACUUCAAAGAACAUCAGAGUAGCAAGUGACACCGGGAAAUCGGCUCAGGAGAGGUUCCAGGCUCUGAAGCAGGAAGGAAAUGACUGUGUGAAGAAGAGUCACUACAGAGAAGCUGUGAGCAAAUACACCGAGUGUUUACAGAUAAAUCCAGAAGAAUGUACUAUAUACACCAACAGGGCCCUAUGCUAUCUGAAACUGUGCCAGUAUGAAGAGGCCAGACAUGACUGUGACUGUGCCCUGCAACAGGACGCCUCCAAUAUCAAGGCUUUGUACAGGCGAGCUCAGGCCUACAAAGGAUUAGAGAGUUACCAAGAUUGUGCCAGUGAUCUCCAGAAAGUGAUCUCUCUGGAUCCAGCAGUCAUGGAAGCCAAGAACCUAUUAGAAGAGAUCACACCCUUUUUAUCGAAUCGUCUCAAAGCCAAUAAAUCUGACAAACAGAGGAAGAAGAUCCCGAUUAAGGAGGUGAAUGAGGAGAAGGAAGACCCAUCUAGUCACAGCAGCCUUAAUGGACAUGGAAAUAGAGUAAGGAGGGAUCGUCCUGCGAUCACCAAGCCCAGCAACGCCUAUGAGUUUGAGCAGCAGAUGAUAGAGAUCAGAGCAGAGAAGGACCAGGAGCGCUGCGCUCAGCUUCUCUCCCUCAUGGAUCCAAAGGACUUAACAACAUUUCUGAGCAAUAAACUGGACACAGAGACCCUUCUACUCAUGACACAGUCUAUGAAACAUCACAUCCUGGAGGAGAACCCAACCCUGGUGUACCAGCACCUGUCUCACCUCAGCACAGCCGAUCGCUUUACGGUGACCGUCUCCCUCCUCAGCCAGACAGAGAAAGAUGAAGUUCAGAGCGUCCUUGACUGUCUAGCAAAGAAACUAGACCCCAAUGCCAUAUCCAGCCUGGCACAGCAAUACAGACUCUGA
This is a messenger RNA of Nanorana parkeri, 2607 nucleotides long. RefSeq names its product sperm associated antigen 1 (gene SPAG1). Gene Ontology annotation, cellular component: cytosol; mitochondrion. Gene Ontology annotation, molecular function: heat shock protein binding. The transcript has 18 exons. The record is from RefSeq and is a predicted model, not a curated record. The coding region runs from base 1 to 2607 and encodes 868 amino acids. Lineage: Eukaryota; Metazoa; Chordata; Amphibia; Anura; Dicroglossidae.